AACAUCCACGCGCACUCAGAACUUUCAGUAAUUAGUGUCAUCAGUGCAGCGAAUCCCGAGGGGACAAGGGCGUUUUCCCGGCUGCCUCUUUUCUCUCGCGCCGUUCCCUUCCGCAGGAAUGCCUGCUCCACCUCUUCCUUCUCGGUCGCCAUCCUCUCCGCGGAUUCCGCCGUCCGGGGUUUCCUGGGCUCCGGCCGCCGGGAGAGCACCAAUGCGUGGGAGCGUCCCGGCAGCAGCAGGCAUGCGCAUUGGGGGCGGCGCACUGCGCAUGCGGGAAGAUGGCGGGCCUGGCGUCCUGAGGGCCCUGGGUCACCCUGCUCCCCUCCCGCCUGUGUUGGAGCUCCCGGGGUCGUGGGGCAGUGGCGGGUUCGUCCGCGGGCCGGCCUGGCCAGGCGGCGCCUCUGAGCAGGCCACGGGCCCCGUUCGCGCUUGGCCCCCGGGAACCGGCGUGUUGGGGGCGGCGCCCGACCGGAGCGGGAGAAGGCGGGAGAGCGCGCAGGGUGCGAGGGCCGGGGCGGCCGGCUGGGCAGCAUGAGUCAGCAGCGGCCGGCGCGGAAGCUGCCCAGCCUGCUCGUGGACCCGGCGGAGGAGACGGUGCGCCGCCGCUGCCGAGACCCCAUCAACGUGGAGGGCCUGCUGCCAUCAAAAAUAAGGAUUAAUUUAGAAGAUAAUGUGCAAUAUGUGUCCAUGAGAAAAGCUCUAAAAGUGAAGAGACCUCGUUUUGAUGUAUCACUGGUUUAUUUAACUCGAAAAUUUAUGGAUCUUGUCAGAUCUGCUCCUGGGGGUAUUCUUGACUUAAACAAGGUUGCAACAAAACUGGGAGUACGGAAACGACGAGUGUACGACAUCACCAACGUCUUAGACGGUAUCGACCUGGUCGAGAAAAAGUCCAAGAACCAUAUUCGGUGGAUAGGAUCUGAUCUUAGCAAUUUUGGAGCAGUGCCCCAACAGAAGAAGCUACAGGAGGAACUUUCUGACUUAUCAGCGAUGGAAGAUGCUCUGGAUGAGUUAAUUAAGGAUUGUGCUCAGCAAUUGUUCGAGUUAACAGAUGACAAAGAAAAUGAAAGACUAGCAUAUGUGACAUAUCAAGAUAUUCAUAGCAUCCAAGCCUUCCAUGAACAAAUUGUUAUUGCGGUUAAAGCUCCAGCAGAAACCAGAUUGGAUGUUCCAGCUCCCAGAGAAGACUCUAUCACAGUCCACAUACGGAGCACCAAAGGACCUAUUGAUGUUUACCUAUGUGAAGUGGAACAGAAUCACUCAAGUAGUAAGACGUCUGAAGGUGUAGGGACCUCUUCCUCUAAGGGCAAACAUCCAGAACGCCCUGAUAAAGGUAAACAUACCAAUUUUGUGAUUCUCAAAAUUUAAGAUUC
This is a messenger RNA of Ceratotherium simum simum (southern white rhinoceros), 1370 nucleotides long. RefSeq names its product E2F transcription factor 6 (gene E2F6). Lineage: Eukaryota; Metazoa; Chordata; Mammalia; Perissodactyla; Rhinocerotidae. The record is from RefSeq and is a predicted model, not a curated record. Gene Ontology annotation, molecular function: RNA polymerase II cis-regulatory region sequence-specific DNA binding; protein dimerization activity; DNA-binding transcription factor activity, RNA polymerase II-specific. Gene Ontology annotation, cellular component: RNA polymerase II transcription regulator complex. Gene Ontology annotation, biological process: regulation of transcription by RNA polymerase II.